GUACGUAUGGCUAUUUCGCGGCGCAACUCGCCCGGCCGCGUCGGGCGCGGCGUUGAGCAGUUGGGGUAUGAGCGCACUGGCGGGGAUCGAUCUGAACGUUGUAUUUUCAUGUUUCCUUGAUACCUGAUGGAAGAAUGGAUGUCUGCAGACCAAGAAGUCGUCGGAAGGGAGCUACCCAACGCAAACGUGCCCCGGCAGAUGACUCUGGACCUGACAGUAAGAGGCGCCCGACUGCUGAACCCUGUCAUGCGGAAGCAAGCCAUGAUGAGUCCAUGAUUACAAGUACCAGAAGGAGUGAUACAUGUAGGAGUGGAGCACUUUGUGACCUUGUGACCUUGUCGCCUAUCCUACCGACUACUUUGUCUGAGCAAAAACAACAAGGUUCAUUGCAGCAAAGACUUUUGUACUGUGAGUCAUCUCCUGUUGUGUCAAGGAAUACAGACCAGAGGUCUUCAGAUAUUCUAUUCUUGUCUGGUGAUGAUGAUCUCUUUGAAUGGGAUGAAAAUGAUAUGCCUGCCAGACCCAACGAAAAGCCCUCUUCACCAAACAUAAAGGAGAGUCACACAAAGAGAGAAAGUGCAAAUGACGGACAAAACCAUGAGAGAAUAAACGCAGCAGUGGACGAAAAGAGGAUUGAGAAACCAGCAGAAAACAAUGACGACUUAUGGGAUGAUGACGAUACAUUCUACGCCCAACUUGAUUUAAGUCUCCUAGUUGCACAGUCUCAGAAACAACAACAACAACAAACUGGGCAUGGUGGAAAUAGUGAUGACAUUCACAAGACUAGCACUGAGAAUUGCUCAGAAUCCAGUACUUCUAAAUCAAGAAAUAAUGUAAAUACAGAUGCAAGAACCUCAGGGAAUGAUUUUACAGCUUCGGAGGAUAGGGCGUCCCAUGUAAGUAGAACAAAAGAAUGUGGAAAUGCAAUAAAAGAGUCAUCUAGCAUUGACAGAGCAAAACCAACAUUGCAGAGAAUGGAGAAAUCUAGCAUAACUUCUGUUUGUGUUAACACCAAAUACAACCACUUCAUGUCUGAUGAACAUGUAUCAAGAACCAAACAAGAUGAUCAAACCAUUGGGAAAGAAACACCUCGUCAAGAAAAAUGGUUCAGUCAUCUGACAAAAGAUGCUUCAGAGCAUCCCCACGUAAGACAAGAAACCGUCACAAGAGGGCACAAUGCCGCGGAUGAUAAUCGUACUCCAAAGGUAACAGGGAGUAGAGCCCAUUCUCGUCUGAAGGAGCGUCUCCAUGGUAAUACCAAGGUGAUGACCACGCCCACCUCCACGCGUCUUCAGCUUCUGCGGAAGGCAGCGGUAGAGGAAGCCAUGAUUGGUUUAGCUGAUGUAGAGUCGGCUGUCAAGGACAGAGACAUUGGUCCAUUCUAUGGCCUGCCCAGGAAAGUUCAAGAACUGUUGGACAAACACAGGGGUAUCUCACAGCUAUAUGAGUGGCAGGAUGAAUGUCUGAGUCAGCAAGCAGUAAAGGAGGGACGUAACUUAAUCUACUCUCUACCUACUAGUGGAGGCAAGACUUUGGUCGCUGAGAUCAUCAUCAUGCAGCAGAUUCUCUGCCAUCAAAAAGACGCUCUUCUUAUCUUGCCGUUUGUCUCUAUAGUACAGGAAAAGGUGACUUCCCUGACUCCUCUGGCAGUUGAUCUUGGAUUCCUUGUGGAGGAAUACGCAGGCAGCAAGGGGUCUGUCCCACCAAGGAAGCGCAGAAACAAACAUGCCCUCUACGUGUGCACCAUCGAGAAAGCUCACACGUUAGUCAACUGCAUGAUUCAAGAGGAUAGGAUGAGAGAAAUCGGACUGGUUGUGGUCGAUGAGCUUCACAUGGUGGGAGAAGGAGGACGACGAGGCGCUUCUCUUGAGAUUUGUCUUUCAAAGCUCCUCUACCUGGAGAAAUGUCAGAUCCUAGGAAUGAGUGCAACGCUGAGUAAUAUCAAGGACUUGGCUUCCUUCCUCAAAGCAGAGGUCUACACCAACACCUUUAGACCAGUUGAUUUGAUAGAAUACAUCAAGUUAGAAGACAACAUCUUCCAAGUAAAUCCUGGGAGCAACCUACCAGAAGAUGAGAAAUUUACCCACGUCCGUACCAUCACUUUUCCUUAUAGCAAGUCAAUGCUUAAGAAUGACCCUGACCAUCUUGUAGGACUAGCCCUUGAAGUCAUCCCAACAAAUUCCUGCCUCUUCUUCUGUGCGACCAAGAAGAACUGCCAAAAUGUGGCAGAAAACAUCUGUAGAUACAUACCAAGAACCAAAGCCAAGCAAUUGUUCCAACACAAGCACAAAGAGAAGGAGGAAUUGUUAUUAUCGCUACGAAGGGAGUGUGAUAACAACCUCUGUCCUACUCUGAGACGCACCAUUCCGUACGGAGCAGCGUACCAUCACGGCGGGUUGACCAUGGACGAGAGGAAGCUCAUAGAAGAUGCGUAUUCUGAUGGAACGCUCUGUUUAUUGGCAGCUACGUCGACACUGGCAGCUGGUGUGAACUUACCAGCUAAGAGGGUGAUCUUGAGGAGCCCUUACAUAGCCAGAGAGCUCCUGACAACCAGUCGUUAUAAGCAGAUGGUUGGUAGAGCUGGCAGGGCUGGAAAGGACACGUCUGGUGAAAGUAUCCUGAUUGUAAAACCCAAGGAAAGAAAGCUGGUAAGUGAUAUGUUGAAUCGACCAAUAAAUGGAUGUUACUCCAGUCUGAUGCACGAUGAAGGGAAAGGAAUGAGAAAUUUGGUGCUCUCUCUCAUCAGUCUCAAGAUCACCAGAACGGAAGGUUCCAUCCAAGAUUUCAUCAAGAGAACCCUUUGUGGUAUCCAGGCAGCUGAAUUCCAACGUAAUCUGGUAGAGCUGGCUCAGAAUGCUCUACAGCAGGUCAUGGAUCUCUCUCUGGUGAAGAAAACUGAGGAUAAUGUACUGGAAGUGACAAGGAUAGGACAGGCUGCCUUUAAAGGCUCUGUUGAUUUAGAUAUGUGUUCCACCUUGUAUGAUGACCUGAAGUUUGGCUGUGACAAGGGAUUGGUCCUAGCUAACUCACUUCAUCUGCUCUACUUAGUGACUCCAUAUGAUCAAAUAGACUCAGCUAGACCAAACUGGAUGAUCUAUAUGACACAGUUUUCAAGCUUGAGUGAUUCUGAGCACAAAGUGGCCGAACUGGUUGGCGUGUCUGAGUUCUACAUGCAGUGCAAGAUGACUGGUCGUUCCAGUAAAAAGUUUACCCCAGCCUUAGAGAGGAGAGCUCACCGCUUCUAUCUCACACUGAUGCUCUGGGAGAUGAUGAAGAGGAAGAGCAUUUGGGAGGUAGCUGCUAGGUUUGAUACACCACGAGGGUUCGUGCAAACUGUCUUCACAUCAGCUGCCAGUUUUGCCUUCUCAGUUCAAAGAUUUUGUGCGGAACUUGAAGAGUUCUGGGCUGUUCAUCAGCUUCUCACCAAGCUAGUGUAUGAUCUGACAUACUGUGCCACUACAGAUCUCAUGCCACUCCUUGAGAUACCAGGCGUUAAACAGGGCCGAGCCAAGCAGUUAGUGAUGGCAGGUUACAAGACUCUCCAUCAUCUAGCCCAUGCUGAUCACGCAGAUCUCGUCUCAAAGAUUGAUUAUCUACCCAUCAAGGUGGCACAGCAGAUUGUAGCGUCUGCAAAGAUGGCGCUAGCAGAGCGAAUUGAGGCAUUAACUGAUGAAGCGGAGGAGCUCACAAGUUCACCAGAUCUGUCUAAGAACACAUCAAUAACAAAGUAAUAUUCAAUGAAGACGUCUACACCAGACAAUAAGAAUUCAUGCAUGAUUGUCAUUCUCAGGAAGUCUAAUCGUUUUCACAGUUCCCAAUUCCAAUACCAUUUUAGCAACUACUUUUGGCCAGUCAAAUUGGAAUUUUAAUCAGUUGACCUACAGUUUAGAUAUUUAUUAACCAGUUAUCCAUUUUAUUUAUUGCCCAAUGCUGAUUGUACAUGUAACAAUGAAAUAAUGAGGGUAUUAAUUGUUAAAAGUCUGAAAAGCUGAAUCAGGCUUUCAGAAAAGGAGGGGUCAAUUCCCAGUGGUCCUUUUGAGGGUUAAUUAAGUUUUCAGUCUGUAACCAUAGUAGAGUGGGAUAUACCUUCCACAGGCAUGAAAUACAUGUAUGAACUUGUCUAAAUACAACUCUAUGAUGUUUGCAGAUGCAUCCCAUUACGUGCGCUUAAGUAUAACUAUGCGCACCAUAUAAUGUACUGCACAUGAAAACCGCAUACCUGUUAAUCAAGGCCUGUGAAAUAAUAUCCUCUGAAUAUAGGUACGGGGAACUGGCAUGUUGUGCAAUUAGAAUACCACUUAAAGCUAAUCUUGAGCUCUGGUGUGGGAAUUGUAAUUUGAGAUAAAAUUGCUAUGAUUUAUUCUGGAUUGUAAUCCUGCAGUAGAUUGGUUGUU
Messenger RNA from Strongylocentrotus purpuratus (purple sea urchin), 4394 nucleotides. RefSeq names its product helicase POLQ-like (gene helq). NCBI's taxonomy places the organism in Eukaryota, Metazoa, Echinodermata, Echinoidea, Camarodonta, Strongylocentrotidae. The transcript is spliced from 19 exons. Gene Ontology annotation, molecular function: nucleic acid binding; ATP binding. The record is from RefSeq and is a predicted model, not a curated record. Bases 135 to 3731 code for a protein of 1198 amino acids.